Carassius gibelio (silver crucian carp) is the source of this 1079-nucleotide messenger RNA. RefSeq names its product FAD-linked sulfhydryl oxidase ALR. The coding region runs from base 35 to 616 and encodes 193 amino acids. The record is from RefSeq and is a predicted model, not a curated record. Gene Ontology annotation, molecular function: flavin-dependent sulfhydryl oxidase activity; flavin adenine dinucleotide binding. Gene Ontology annotation, biological process: liver development. Gene Ontology annotation, cellular component: mitochondrion. Lineage: Eukaryota; Metazoa; Chordata; Actinopteri; Cypriniformes; Cyprinidae. The transcript is spliced from 3 exons.
CUGGCAACUAUUGUAGUACAUAACCAUUUUAAACAUGGCAGCUGCUGCUGGGUCGCGAUCCUCAACGCUGAACAGCGCGGGUGUGGAGGGUUUCCCGUUCACCGUGGCUGGCAGACCAGCCGAGGAAAGCACGAGCAAAGAUCAAAGCGCUACCGGAGAGCCGAAAAAGAAACCGUGCCGCGCGUGUACGGAUUUUAAAUCAUGGAUGAAGCUGCAGAAACAGACGUCCUUAGUCUCAGUGCAGGAGAGCAGGCCGAUGGAGGAGGCUAAACCUGUUGAAUGCCCUCUCGACAGAGAGGAACUGGGCAGGAGCUCAUGGUCUUUUCUUCACACUAUGGCUGCAUAUUAUCCAGAUGCACCGACCACAGAACAACAGGGGGAGAUGACACAGUUCAUCAACCUCUUCUCAAAGGUUUUCCCAUGUGAUGAGUGUGCAGAGGACCUGAGAUCAAGAUUGAAAACGAAUCAACCAGAUGCUAGCAGUCGGCACAACCUCUCACAGUGGCUCUGUCAUCUCCAUAAUAACAUUAACAUCCGAUUAGGCAAGCCAGAGUUUGACUGCAGCAAGGUGGAUGAGCGAUGGCGAGAUGGCUGGAAAGAUGGAUCUUGUGACUGAAAACCUCCAACACAAUCAUGAACAUGAGCAAAAUUCAGCCGCACAGAUUCUGUGGACCUGACCUUUUUGAAGGUGCUACUCAGGAGAUGUUGAUAGAUGUCGACUUUGCACUAAUUGAUAGAAUGAUUUAUUCAUAUACAGUUGUUUGAAUUGUGCUUUUAAUCAAGAGUGUUUGUUGUCUAUGAGAGUAUGGUGUUAUGGCCCAUAUUGUUUUGUAUUAUUGAGCUCUCACAUGAUUAGCUCAGAGCAACAGGAUGAACUUUGUAAAAAAAAUAUGUGCAACAGCUGAAAACAAAAAUUCUUAUGUUUAGAGCAGUGAUUCUCAACUUUUUGAACUACAAGGAAAUAAACUGCAUAUUACCCAAGAUAUUUCUGACAGUCCUGUUAUAAAGACAAAUCUGCUUGUUUUCUAAAAAAUAUUUUUAUUUUUUUGGAAUGCCAAUUAAAUGAACAAUUCACUAUU